Messenger RNA from Trichoplusia ni (cabbage looper), 1298 nucleotides. RefSeq names its product hydroxymethylglutaryl-CoA lyase, mitochondrial-like (gene Hmgc). NCBI's taxonomy places the organism in Eukaryota, Metazoa, Arthropoda, Insecta, Lepidoptera, Noctuidae. The record is from RefSeq and is a predicted model, not a curated record. Bases 135 to 1142 code for a protein of 335 amino acids. Gene Ontology annotation, biological process: ketone body biosynthetic process; L-leucine catabolic process. Gene Ontology annotation, molecular function: hydroxymethylglutaryl-CoA lyase activity. The transcript has 6 exons.
AUACCCUUGUAUCAUGACGUUCCAGCUUAAUGAUAAUGGAAAUUAGAUAAAGCAAAAAUUUUGAUGACAAUCUGUAAUUGGACUCCGCUCGUUUCUAAUAUAAAAUUAGCGAAUGUUACGUAAAAGUUACAAUAAUGAGCCACUUAACUAAGCCAAUUAAGUUUAGAGUAGCAAAGAGUUUGUAUCAACGGUGUCUUAGUACAGCGGCACCUCAAGUUCGGAUUUAUGAAGUUGGACCUAGAGAUGGCCUCCAAAAUGAAGCUAAAUUUGUACCAACUGAAGUUAAAAUAGAACUCAUAAAUAAAAUAGCUGCAGCUGGAAUUAAAAAUAUUGAGUCGGCUAGCUUUGUUAGUCCAAAAUGGGUGAAACAAAUGAGCGAUGGAGUGGAAGUAAUGAAAAAUCUACCGAGAGCUCCUGGAGUUAACUACCCCGUGCUUAUACCGAACCUAAAGGGGUAUGAUACCGCUAAACAAUGUAAUAUCGAAGAAGUGGCCAUCUUUCCCGCUGGGUCCGAAGGUUUCUCUCAAAAGAACCUCAACUGUUCUGUAGAGGAAGGUCUGAGGAGGUUUAAACUGGUGGCUGAUCAGGCAAUCAAGGAUGGACUUCGUGUUAGAGGCUAUGUGUCCUGCGUAGUAGGUUGUCCAUAUGAUGGACCUAUACGACCAAAAGGAAUCGCUAAGAUAACAGAGCAACUACUAGAGAUGGGAUGCUAUGAGAUCUCUCUGGGGGACACAAUUGGCGUAGGAACCGCGGGCUCCGUCCGCCGGUUGAUGCGAGAAGUACUAACUGUUGCUAAGCCGGAUCAACUGGCACUUCACUUCCACGACACAUACGGGCAAGCGCUGUCAAACUUACUGGCUGGUUUAGAGUUCGGAAUAAAAACUGUGGACUCGUCUAUCUCGGGACUGGGCGGGUGUCCGUACGCGCACGGGGCGAGCGGUAACCUCGCCACAGAGGACCUAGUCUACUUCCUAUACGGCCUCGGAGCCAACACAGAUGUCGACCUAGUCAAACUCAUAGAGGCGGGCCGAUACAUCUCGAACUAUCUCGGCAAACCCACUGACUCCAAAGUCAACCGAGCAAUAGGUGAUAGGUUCAAAACCCACAAUGAUAUCGCUAAAAUUGCCUCAUGCGAUAUUUGACCAUGAAUAAUUACAAUCAGUGAAUGUAAACACUCGCCGAUAGAAAACAAAGACUCGACAGCUCAUGUACAUAAUAAUUUAUAUUUUGUUUAUAUGCUUGUAUUCCCAGAAAUGUUCGUCAUUCUUACACGAUAAAUAAAUGUUAUUUUUGAGAGA